Molecule: messenger RNA, 1905 nt
Organism: Hypoxylon trugodes
Lineage: Eukaryota; Fungi; Ascomycota; Sordariomycetes; Xylariales; Hypoxylaceae
Product: FAD-binding domain-containing protein
Exons: 3
Coding region: 1-1905 (634 amino acids)
Molecular function (GO): FAD binding; oxidoreductase activity
Source: RefSeq, a predicted model, not a curated record
AUGAAGAAGCCGACUCUUUCUUUCAUUUACCUGGGAGCUUUUCUUACGGGGGCUGUAGCGUUUAGCAAGCCUCGAGCCCUCGUUUCGGACUCGGUCCAAUUAACACAGGAUGAUAUUGGCGAUUUCGCGGCCAUAAACUUCGGCGAUGAGACAGCUGCAUCGCCCGCAGACGCCAACGUCCCUGGUUGCAAAAUAUUCCCAGGCGAUGAAGAUUGGCCUUCCGAUACGGAGUGGACGCGGUUGAAUAGGACCCUUGGUGGUGCUCUGCUAAAGCCGAAGCCCGCUGCUGCUGUCUGUUACCAAGGUGCCGAUUUUAACCAAGACCAAUGCCAGCUCCUACUCCGAAACACGUCUUUCUCGACCUUCUGGCUUGAUGAACCACUUGUUUCAUUGACGGAAUGGUCUCAAGGUGGCACAUGUCCGCUAGCCCUGAACCCUCAGGGUAAUUGUACUCGCGGAGGAUUUCCCGAAUACGUCGUCAAUGCUACAAGCGUGAAGCAUAUCCAGGCUGCUGUUAACUUUGCUAGGAACAAGCACAUCCGACUUGUAAUUAAGAACACUGGACAUGACUUCGGAGGAAGAUCGGUGGGAGCGGGGUCGCUCAGUAUCUGGACACACCAUCUCAAGGAGAUGGAGUUCAUCCCCUCGUAUCGGGUUGGGCCAUAUAGGGGGAAAGCCGUUCAACUCGGCGCUGGUGUUCAAUCAUGGGAAGCCCACAAUCUCAUGGCGGCUUACAACGUAACUGUUGUCUCGCCCGGUUUCGGUACCGUGGGAGCGGUUGGCGGUUGGAUGUCCUCAGGAGGCCACACUUAUAUUGUUUCUAAGUAUGGUCUCGGUGCAGACCAAGUGCUUUCUCUCGGAGUUGUGACUGCCGCUGGGAGAUAUGUAACCGCUGAUCCGUACACUAACUCCGACCUAUUUUUCGCACUCCGUGGAGGCGGUGGAGGAACUUAUGGUGUAGUUACCUCCGCCAUCUUCAAGGCAUACCCACCCGUCAAUAUGACACCGUCGGCUCUUAAUCUCAUGCUUUCACCACAGCCUCCUCCGAACACAACAAUGCCUAUCCCUGGUCUAAUCACUAACGCCGAAAAAUUUUGGCAGGGUGUUGGCGCAUAUUAUAGAUUUGCGGCGAAAGUCCUCGAUGCAGGCGGUUAUGGUUUCAGUUACAUCUACCCGAUGCCAAACAACAGCUACAUGUUCACGACCACGUCUCAAUUCCCCGCAUUCACACAGGCGGAGGUCUUUGAGUUUAUGAAGCCUCUGUACACGGACCUCAAUCGUAUCGGCAUCAACGUCACCAACCCCGCAAUCCUCUUCACCAUGCCCUACGGCUUACCAGGCCGCGGGUCCGGGUCACCACCAAGUAACACACGAUACCGGUCGCGUCUCCUCCCGCGAGAGAACUGGGAAGACGACGACCUGUGGAAUCAGACCAUGAAAGCUAUUCGCACAGCCACCGAAGCCGGUUUCGAGAAUAAUUUCUAUUUCCACGGCACCCUCGCAUCGCCGACGGCCGAAGCCGCGGGCUGGCCUGGCUCCCAAAGUGCAGUAAAUCCCGCAUGGAGAAAUAAUCGCAUGCACGCGAUGCUCAUGGACCAGACGCCGCUACAGUCGACCGACCGCGAUACUUUGAUGCAGGGUUAUAUGGAUCUAUUACGCGGGGUCUCGCCUAAUGCCGGUUCUUAUAUGAACGAGGGUGAUCCCGGGGAGCCGAAUUGGCAACAGGCGUUCUACGGGAGCCACUACCCGCGAUUACUUAGGAUUAAGCGCUCGCGUGAUCCGUGGGGUUUAUUUUGGGCGCCGACGACGGUGGGGAGUGAGGGUUGGGCCGUGCGUCCUGCUGAUGGCGUAUAUGCAGGGUCCCAAAAUGGACGACUAUGUAGAACUAGAGGCGUCGAUGAGUAG